AUGUGCCGUUGGCUAUUGUUGUGGAUGUCCCUAGCAAGCUUUGUCGUAGCCAUCCCCGAGGAACACCAGUACUGCGCCGUCAGAUACAGGAGACUCUGUCAGGGGAAGGGGCGACAUAUUGCCUGUCAAUUUCCUGAUUCUGGCCCAGGACCCUCGUGUGAACGUUACACACAAAUAAAAUUCACAAAUGAUUUGAAGCAUUUCAUCACACAUUAUCUUAAUCGACGUCGUCAGCGCAUUGCUGCUGGCAAUGAGAGAGUUCGAGGUGGUGUUCAUCUUCCGAAACCACAAAUUAUGAUGCUGGUUGAAUGGGACCGUGAGCUGGCUCUACUAGCUCAAAGGCUGGCGGAUCAAUGUCACUUUGUACACGAUGACUGCAGAGCUACUGUCCGGUAUCCUUACGCCGGUCAGACUGUAGGCGAGGUAAGGUGGCGUCGCUCCAGCGACUCGGACGAGCUGAGCGCGCAGCGUGCUAUACGCCGCGUGUUGGAUGCGUGGUGGGGAGAGCGACGGCGCGUGCAGCCUAAACAACUGACGGCGCCGUUUAGACUUACUGCUAAAGGCACAGUCUGGGGCCACUUCAGCCAGCUAGCAGUAUGGAACCUCCAAGCGGUUGGCUGCGGUGCCGUGCGCCAUGGAGCUCAUCAUUCCCGUCUACUCCUCGUGUGUGACUUCUCCCACACAAAUAUGCUGGGCCAGAGGACCCUGGUCUCUGGGCCUAUGGCUCCUUGUCCUAUACAUACUGCUCGAAGACCUAGGACAGCUUACCCUUUACUUUGUGCACCGGUACGCCAUCCAGUUCCCGCUGAACCAGAAGAAGUGGAGCUAGAAGAUAAUUACGAGGAUGACGAAGAGGAUGACCCUGACAUAAUGACAGUGGAUGUUGGGGACGUUCCUACACCCGCCCUCUGGAUCACCAAGACUGAGAAACGAACUUCUUUACCAAAGGUCAAGACUAAACCAAGCCCCACCAGGGAGUUUCCUGAACAGCACACCAGGAAAUUUGAGACUAAAAUGUACCAUAGACCUACAUACAAGCCGCAGACGACGACGACGGCUAAAGAGUCUAUAAUACAGAAGUUGGACCGGGAGCUGGAACAGAAGACACGAAACAAGGUGAACAUCAACGUGAACUAUAAGGAGGCUCAGAACACCUUCGAUAGCAAUCAGUUCGACAAUAUUGUCCGAAAUGAUUGGAGGGCUCGGAAGAAACCUAACUUCGGACAGUGGCGCCAAAGCCAAGAAAAUCCGGAGAACUUGGAGGAGGUAAUCCCUCUGACGACUCCUCGGCCCGAAACCACGGAGACCGUGGAACAAACCUUAGCUGAACUGUACCGCCCCACUCUUAGGGAUGAUCCGACUGAACCGCCGGUACCCCGCACUCUGCUUGAGAUGUAUCGGCCCACAGUCCGAGACGAGCAUGAUAUGACUGAACAUGAGGAGACUAUCUUUCGUCCGAGAUGGAGACAAACAAGACUUAGGCCUCCGAGACCGGGCGCAAAUGCUCUACUGACUUAUGCGUCCACGGGCAAACCGCCGAAAAAAGAUUUUAUUGAAACAGAGAGAUAUAGGCCUUUAAUGGCUCUCCAAAAAAGACCACAAAUCGACGAGAAGCCCAAAGGGGCCUCGUUGAACUUGGACAAGGAAGAUAUCGACCAGUUAUUUCGAGACACUGGCUUCAAUAUACACUGGAGGAAGCACACCACAUGA
Spodoptera littoralis (African cotton leafworm) is the source of this 1710-nucleotide messenger RNA. The record is from the annotation of a GenBank genome assembly. NCBI's taxonomy places the organism in Eukaryota, Metazoa, Arthropoda, Insecta, Lepidoptera, Noctuidae.